Boleophthalmus pectinirostris (great blue-spotted mudskipper) is the source of this 1745-nucleotide messenger RNA. It is a transcript of the gene wnt6b, whose product is annotated as wingless-type MMTV integration site family, member 6b. Gene Ontology annotation, cellular component: extracellular region. NCBI's taxonomy places the organism in Eukaryota, Metazoa, Chordata, Actinopteri, Gobiiformes, Gobiidae. Bases 57 to 1124 code for a protein of 355 amino acids. The record is from RefSeq and is a predicted model, not a curated record. Gene Ontology annotation, molecular function: frizzled binding; cytokine activity. The transcript is spliced from 4 exons. Gene Ontology annotation, biological process: neuron differentiation; cell fate commitment; canonical Wnt signaling pathway.
GGACAUCUUGGUAAAUUUUGUGCCCCGCAGGAGUGGAUUUUUGCCGCGGUUCAAACAUGACAUGCGUGCGUCUGUCGCGGAUUCAGCUCGCCCUCUUCUUCAUCUUGCUUUGCCCCGUCAAUAUCAUCGGGCUGUGGUGGGCCGUGGGCAGUCCUCUCGUCAUGGACCCCAACAGCAUCUGCAGGAAGGCCAAGCGUCUGGCAGGGAAGCAGGCCGAGCUGUGCCAAACGCAGCCGGAGAUCGUGAGUGAAGUGGCCAAAGGGGCGCGCCUGGGGGUUCGCGAGUGCCAGUACCAGUUCAGGUACCGCCGAUGGAACUGCACCAGCCACAACAAGUACUUUGGCAAAAUCCUGCAGCAAGACAUCCGUGAGACAGCGUUCGUGUAUGCCAUCACGGCCGCCGGAGUGACCCACGCGGUGACCCAGGCCUGCAGCAUGGGGGACCUGCUGCAGUGUGGCUGUGAGGCCACCAGGAACCGCUCCCCGCCUCGGCCCUCGUCCUACGCUCCAGGGGACGGGGUCAAAUGGGAGUGGGGAGGCUGUGGAGACGAUGUGGAGUUUGGGUACGAAAAGUCCAAACAGUUCAUGGACGCCAAGAGGAGGAGAGGGAAGAGUGACAUCCGGACGCUAAUAGACCUGCACAAUAAUGAAGCAGGGAGAUUGGCGGUGAAGCUGUACAUGAGAACUGAAUGCAAAUGCCACGGUCUCUCUGGUUCUUGCACGCUCCGGACCUGCUGGAAGAAGAUGCCCCAUUUCCGAGAAGUGGGCGACCGGCUUUUGGAGCGAUUCAACGGAGCUUCCAAAGUCAUGGGCGGAAACGACGGCAAGACCCUCAUCCCCGUCGGCCAAAACAUCAAACCACCGGACAAACAGGAUCUAAUAUACUCCGACGAAUCUCCAGACUUCUGCCUGGCCAAUCGCAAAACGGGCUCGCUGGGCACUAGGGGGCGCACUUGUAACAGCACGGCCCUGGAUAUCAGCGGCUGUGAUUUGUUGUGCUGUCAGAGAGGGUACAAAGAGGAGACGGUUGUUUUCGAGGAGAACUGCUUGUGUAGGUUUCACUGGUGUUGCGUGGUGCAGUGCAAAAAGUGUCUGGUCAGGAAAGAGCUGAGUAUGUGUCACUGAUCCCAAAUCUUGGACUAAACCUGGACUAAGCCCGGACAAAAGUUGGACUACAUUUAAGGACUAAAGAUCCGGUACCAAUGGAGAUUCAACAAUGGAUGGAUAUAGACAGUUUGUGAAUUUAUACAUUAGUUGCUAGUCCCAGACAACGUUAUGUAAGGUUGCAUUGACCGAACCAGGACCCACUGUAAAAAGGGACUUGUUUGAAAAGAUAAAACUACCUAUAUUUGUCUGCGGAAAAGGACCAAAGAAUGUGAAAUGUGUAUGUUUCUAUUGCAGCCAAGACAGAAAUCAUUUAGUCUCUUUAUCACCAGAAGACUGCUAUCAAACAAGUUGAAACACAGAGCUUAAUAUGGAACUUGCCGCAGCAUGUACAGGUUCAGAUACACGGGAUUUCGCUGGCAUUUGUGGCAUUUAAUAACUCUGACAACUCAACACUUACCUUGGUGUUAUUGGACUGACCGAAACAAAUUAAUAUCCACACAUGUUUGUACAGGAAAUAAUAUUAUGAGAACAGCUAUUACCACUACUGUCACAUGCAUAUGAGUUUGUUGGUUUUUUUCUGUUUUGGAGUCCGCCACCUGCUUGUCUCCAUGCACUUGCUGUAUUGCUUUACCUGGAAUG